CUGCCGCCCCACCCCCUCCAUGGCGCUCCGGUUCGAGGUAUUAGGAAGAUUUAAUCGUGCUCGUGCAGCUCGGUUAACUCUGCCACACUUUACUUGCCAAACACCACUUUUUAUGCCUGUUGGAACCCAAGGUACAAUAAAAGGCUUGACUACAGACCAGUUAGAGGCCAUAGGUUGCCAGAUUAUACUUGGAAAUACCUAUCACCUUGAACUUCGUCCAGGCUCUCAACUUAUUGAUGACUUGGGUGGCCUUCACAAGUUUAUGAAUUGGAAAAGGGCAUUGUUGACUGACUCUGGUGGUUUCCAAAUGGUCUCUUUGCUGCAUUUAGCUGACAUUACUGAGGAAGGAGUUACAUUUCAGUCACCUGUUGAUGGGAAACCCAUGCUCCUGACACCUGAGGAGUCAAUACAUAUUCAGAACAACAUUGGAGCUGAUAUAAUCAUGGCUCUUGACGAUGUUGUGAAGACCACAAUUACUGGCCCAAGGAUAGAGGAAGCUAUGUAUCGUACCCUUCGUUGGAUUGAUAGGUGCAUAUCUGCUCACAAGAAACCUGAUGUCCAAAAUUUAUUUGGGAUUGUUCAAGGAGGAUUAGAUCCAGUUCUUAGAGAUAUUUGCGUGAGGGGCUUGGUGGAGCGGAACCUUCCUGGAUAUGCUAUUGGUGGUCUUGCAGGUGGUGAAGAUAAAGAUUCGUUCUGGCGUGUUGUUGCCCAGUGCACUGCUGGAUUGCCUGAGGAUAAACCCCGAUAUGUUAUGGGUGUUGGCUAUCCACUUGAUAUUGUAGUAUGCAGUGCUUUGGGUGCAGAUAUGUAUGACUGUGUCUAUCCAACACGCACUGCUCGCUUUGGGACUGCACUUGUGCCUGAGGGUGUUCUGAAGUUGAAACAAAACGCAAUGGCAACUGAUGAGCGGCCAAUUGAUCCUUCAUGUCCGUGCAUGGUCUGCAAAAAUUAUACACGUGCUUACUUGCAUUGCCUCGUCACAAAAGAUCCUAUGGGUUCUCAACUGCUGUCAUAUCAUAAUCUAUCUUUUAUGAUGCGGUUAAGUAGAGAUCUCCAUAUGUCAAUUCUUGAAGGAAGAUUUCCAGAAUUUGUGAGAGGAUUCUUGAGGGUGCAGUUCCCAAAGGGCGACGUGCCAAAGUGGGUUCACAAUGCGAUGGAGGUUGCCGGCAUUGACAUAUCAGAGUGCUGCACUCCCACCAAUUGUCAGCAUGAUGCCAUGGAGGAUACUGGCGUCGACAUAUCGGAGUUGUGCCCACCGACCAAAUGUCCCUGACGCGGAACAUUCAGGGGCUAUCUUUACAAAUACCACGGUGCCAGUUGAUGGCAGGAAGGGCGGUCGCACGAAAGUGAUCCCUCAUAUUUAACAUGACAAGUUUUCACCAGGUUUUUUUAGCCAUAGACGUAGGCCUCGCUCUCAUUGCUUCAGCAUAGAAUUUUCCAAUAGUAUGCUGAGACUAGCUGAUAGGUUUUGAUAGCUACGAAGAUUGAGUGUCUCUUAUAGAUUGCAGCUGGGAAUUUUCCCACGAAAGAUGUUGUCGAUGGCUGGAUGUAUUGUCAUUUUGUGGUUUGCAAGCAGCUGCAGAAUAUGUUUACUGUGUUAAGGACAGUCUAGGGUAGUUGUAAAAGCA
Messenger RNA from Lolium rigidum, 1628 nucleotides. Its product is annotated as queuine tRNA-ribosyltransferase catalytic subunit 1-like. The record is from RefSeq and is a predicted model, not a curated record. The coding region runs from base 20 to 1273 and encodes 417 amino acids. Gene Ontology annotation, cellular component: cytosol. Gene Ontology annotation, molecular function: tRNA-guanosine(34) queuine transglycosylase activity. The transcript is spliced from 15 exons. Lineage: Eukaryota; Viridiplantae; Streptophyta; Magnoliopsida; Poales; Poaceae.